GAUGGGAUAAAGUGUAUCGAUUCUCUAAUGAAUAACGAUCAUUUAUUAGAGGAUAAUAAGAGAAGAAAAGAGAUGAUUCCACUGGAUGGGAGACAAAAAGAGAUGGGAGGUUCCCCCCAACCCCUCCCUAAGACUUCAAGCUGAGAUGAUGAUUCCCCUGAGCUAUUUUGAUUCUCCCCCCAACCACUCCUAUUCUCCAUUUUGUGGCUCUCGAACAAACUAGUGACACCUUAUUCUAACUUCCUUUUCCAAGCAUUAUUCGCCAACUGGCUCCAUCCCAUCAUUUCCACAAACCUCUGGCUUAUAAGAAGCACCCUCGGCUGCUGCUACUUUGCUCAUACCAAGCCUCCACAACUCCCUCUCCUUCCCAUUCUCUUCAGCACCUAAAUAAAAGCCUCUAUCACUCCUUUGAAGUCUGCUUCUUUCGAUGGCAUCAGGAUCUCUCUCGCGCAGCUCGGUCUCCUCAUGGACCCCGAAGCAGAACAAGCUCUUCGAACGAGCUCUAGCGGUGUACGACAAGGACACACCAGACCGCUGGCACAACGUCGCGCGAGCGGUUGGGGGGAAGUCUGCCGAGGAGGUGAAGCGACACUACGAGCUGCUUGUUGAGGACCUCAAGAACAUCGAGUCAGGCCAGGUGCCAUUCCCCAACUACAAUAUUAGGCCCUCCGCCAGCGAUGAGGAGCAGAGGCUAAGGAACCUCAAGCUCAACUGAAACAAAAACUAGAAUGAAGCAUCCAAGUGUAUCAAGUAAUAGGGCCGUCGUUCCUCUCCGAUGAAAACAGAUUGGAGCAAAGAGCAAUGACGCAUAUAACUGAUAGCAAGCAACUCCUUUGGUCUUGUUUCUAUCUAUAUGUUUCUUCCCUUCAAGUUGUCCAUCCUUAUGUGUAUGCUUAUGCAAAGGCUGCCUGAUGAAUAGGUUAGGUGGGCUGGUCUUCUUAUCAAAUGUCCCUUUUGCUCAAUGGAAGUUUGUGUACAUGUAUUUCCGUCCAGUCUACCAUGGGAUGAAAGACCUGCAUGAAUAAUCCUUUCUACCUUUUUCGUUUGAAGGGGAGGGAGGGCUACAAAAGCCACCACAAAGACUAUUUUUAUUUUAUCUUA
Messenger RNA from Elaeis guineensis (African oil palm), 1101 nucleotides. RefSeq names its product protein RADIALIS-like 3. Gene Ontology annotation, molecular function: DNA-binding transcription factor activity. The record is from RefSeq and is a predicted model, not a curated record. NCBI's taxonomy places the organism in Eukaryota, Viridiplantae, Streptophyta, Magnoliopsida, Arecales, Arecaceae.